Molecule: messenger RNA, 1149 nt
Organism: Rotaria socialis
Lineage: Eukaryota; Metazoa; Rotifera; Eurotatoria; Philodinida; Philodinidae
Source: the annotation of a GenBank genome assembly
AUGGAACAAAAAGGAAUAUCUGCUGAUCGUGUUUGCGAUGCAUCUGGCAUCAGUGUAGGUCAUCUCGAAUGUUCUAUUUGUCAUGAUUUACUCCGGAAACCAAUUGCUUGUCAAUCAUGUGAGACACCUUUCUGUUCAGUAUGUAUCUAUCGAUGGCUUAUCGCUAAUCCAAAUAAUUGUCCUAAUCAGUGCGAGACAUUCGUGGAACGAAAAUGUCCUCCAUUUAUUGCUAAGCUACUUUCUCAGUUGCAUAUUGCUUGUUAUUAUCAAUCAAAAGGCUGUCCACAGAUCAUCUCAUAUGAAGCACUGGACAAACAUGAAAGCGAAUGUGAUUAUCAGCCUCAACAAUGUCCUGGCUGUCGAUUACAAAUACUGAAGAAAGAUUUUCAUAAUCACACGAAGAAUUGUGCAUCUGUUGGAUUAACUUGUCAAGAUUGUUGUCUUGUUUACAAACGAGUUGAUACUGCUACCAAACAUACAGAUAACAUUUGUUUGAGUAAACAACUUCGACAGCUUCGUGGAGAAUCUAAACAGAACAAACAAGAACUACAUAAACUUACUAAUCUAUGGGAUAAAAUGUGUAAACUGAGUGAGUCAUAUAAUGUAUUCAAUGCUGAUAAAAAGACAAUUGUCGUUUCAGAUCCCGAGUUCGCAAAAGUGACAAUCAAAUUCGAUGAUUUGCCUAGUGUUUCUGCGGAAUGCAAGAAUAUUCCGAGUAUAUACAGAGGACUGGCAUGGAAUAAAAUCUCGUAUAUGGACAAAUCAUAUGCGGUUAAGACAUGCCCGAAAAGCGGAUAUGUAACAUCGUUUGAUUCAUGUGGUAGUGUACAUAUAGCUUAUUUGAAAGACGAAGCAUCGAUCAGCAUUGAAAGCACCACUGAAACGUUUACACUUAUCUCUCUUGAUGCAUGUGCUGCUUGGAAGAAUGAUCUAGAAUUAACUAUCACAGGACAUCGAAACUUGGCACUAAUCGACACUCAUACAGUCACACUUUUUGUUAAUCGACCACAACAUAUUCUACUCGAAUGGGACAAUAUUGACAAGAUCAUUUUCAAGUCAUCUGGUGGUACCACAGAUCCAGACAGUCCCACAAGUGCAAAUGACACGCAAGUUGUGAUAAACCAAUUGACAAUAGGUUUAGACCUUUGA